UAUAUCAAUCAGCUCUUCUAUUUAGCAAAAUCUCAUCCACCUGAAAGCUAAUACCACUUCUUUCCCUUACCAUUUUCUAGCAAAGAUCAAAAUGAACGAUCUGAUGACCAAAUCCUUCACAAGCUACGUAGACUUGAAGAAGGAAGCCAUGAGAGAUUUAGAAGCUGGUCAAGAUCCCAAUUUGGAAAUGUCUAACCAAAUGGAUCGUAACCUCAACACAUUCCUCGAAGAAGCUGAAACGAUCAAACAAGAAAUGAACUCCAUCAAGGAAAUCCUCGAUCGUCUCGAUAAAUUGAACGAAGAGAGUAAAUCCCUUCACAAACCAGAGGCCCUAAAGCUGUUGCGCCACCGUAUCAAUGCCGAUGUAGUAUCAGUUCAGAAAAAGGCGCAGAAAAUCCGGUCCAAAUUGGAGGACAUGGAUCGGGCUAAUGCUGCCAGUAGAAGGCUCUCCGGUUGCAAGGAAGGAACCCCAAUUGAUCGGACCCGUUCUGCUGUUACAAAUGGGCUUAGGAAGAAACUGAAGGAGCUUAUGAUGGAUUUUCAAGGUUUGAGACAGAGGAUGAUGUCAGAGUAUAAAGAUACAAUUGGUCGGAGAUAUUUCACAGUUACCGGCGAAUACCCAGAUGAGGAAGUGAUCGAGAAGAUCAUAUCAAACGGGAAUGGAGCUGGGGGUGAGGACUUUCUUCAAAGAGCCAUUCAGGAGCAUGGAAGAGGGAAGGUUUUGGAAACGGUUGUGGAGAUAAGGGACAGACAUGAUGCAGCGAAGGAGAUAGAGAAGAGUUUGCUUGAACUGCAUCAGGUGUUCUUGGACAUGGCUGUGAUGGUUGAAGUACAGGGAGAGAAAUUUGAUGAGAUAGAGCAUUAUGUGACGAAUGCGGCACAGUAUGUUGGUGAUGCCAGUAAAGAACUUAAGACUGCUAAGAAAUACCAGAAGAGUGGCCGUAAGUGGAUGUGUAUUGGGAUCAUUCUGCUCUUGAUCAUUAUCCUACUUAUCAUAAUCCCCGUAUUCACCAGUUUAAGCCAUUCUUGAAGUAAUUCAAAGCCAAUGUCCCUUUCUUGGGACUAAUUAGUUCUGUUUUUGUUUUGUUUUACUGUAAUUGGGUUCAAUUUGCUGUUUGUUGAUGAAGAUGAUGACGAUGAUGCAUGUUCAUUGAUUCAUUUCUGUAACUGAAAUAUGCAAAUAUAUUUUCUUC
Molecule: messenger RNA, 1193 nt
Organism: Impatiens glandulifera
Lineage: Eukaryota; Viridiplantae; Streptophyta; Magnoliopsida; Ericales; Balsaminaceae
Product: syntaxin-related protein KNOLLE-like
Exons: 2
Coding region: 92-1030 (312 amino acids)
Biological process (GO): intracellular protein transport; exocytosis; vesicle fusion
Cellular component (GO): SNARE complex; plasma membrane; endomembrane system
Molecular function (GO): SNAP receptor activity; SNARE binding
Source: RefSeq, a predicted model, not a curated record